Didymodactylos carnosus is the source of this 1878-nucleotide messenger RNA. The record is from the annotation of a GenBank genome assembly. Lineage: Eukaryota; Metazoa; Rotifera; Eurotatoria; Philodinida; Philodinidae.
AUGUCUCUCUCAUCAGCAUCACUUCGUUUAAACGAAAAUAAAAAGCUAAAAAAGUCUGUACAAUUUAUAUUUUAUCAUGAAUUUAAUUUAAGUAACAAAUUAUUAAAUAAUUUUCAGUUGAUAUUUCGAAUUAAGAUAAUUCAACAAAAUCGUUCACCUGUCUACAUUAACAAUCAACAAUCAUCAUCGUCAAUCACUGCUCAACAAAAACAAUCUUUGUCACCGUCAUCAAAUUAUAAUCAAUUACAUAAUACGUCACCAAUUAAAUCUCUAACAAAUGGGGACACGAUAACAUCGUUAUUGAAUAUACCGACAUCCACAACGUCGUCGUCAAGUAUAGUAGUAACAAAUAAUUCAAUAUGUCAAUUAGAUAACGAUCUACUAACGAAAAAAAAUAAUUUAGCUGUAUCACAAGAACAAACACGCCAACAGUUUAUUCAACCAUUCAACUAUCAUUGUCAUUAUUAUCAACAGCAGCAACAUCCUUUUCCUUUCCAACAACAUCAUCGAUAUCAUUGUGAAACGAAUAUGAUUGCAAAUCACGAUAAUAAUAAUUCAAAUGAACAACAACACAUCAUAAAUAAAAGUCCCGUAUCAACAAAUCUUUCACCGCAGCAAUCAUCCACUAGCGAUCUUGAUGAUACUACGUCAUCGAAAAUAAAUAUGAAUUUUAAUAAAAUAAUAAAAAAGAAAAAAACACCAAAGAAAAAACGAAAAGAUCCCAAUGAACCACAAAAGCCCGUUUCACCGUAUGCAUUAUUUUUUCGUGACACUCAAAAUGGAAUUAAAAAAAAAUUAGCAAGUCCUUCAUUUGGGGAAAUAUCCAAAGUGGUUGCACAUAUGUGGGAGAAUAUUGAGCCAGAAGUCAAAGAGCAAUAUAAACGAAAAGCAGCAGCAGCUAAAAAAGAAUAUUUGAAAAAAUUGGCCGCCUAUCGUGCUGUUCAAGUUUCUCAUCAGUCGCCCUCUAUGCAUCUUCUUGGACCAAAUACGAAUAUUUAUGAUACAAAUCAAUCUCCAUCUGUUCAACAUUUUUCUCAACCAUCUCGAAAUGAAAAUAAUCUUCUUCAUCAACAUCAUCGUGUCGCUGAUCAACAACGAUUUAGUUAUCAUCAUCCACAUCCCUCUCAUAUGCAGCAAACCGCUUCAUUUUGCAAUCCAACUUCUGUCUAUAAUCAUGGUGGAACUUCGUCACUUGUUCAAAAACAACAACAUCCCUAUCAACAUUAUCACGAUUAUUUAGGAAGUAGCUCAACAUCAGGAACGUAUCUUAAUGAAUCUAUGCCACAAAAUAAUAAUAACAAUUAUUCAUAUUCGAAUGGAGAAAGUCAGAUGUAUCAACCACAUCAGUUUGAAGCAACAUUCCAAUGUGAUAUGACCUAUGACCAACAACAACAUUUUGGUCUUUUAAGACCAGUUGAUUGUGGUGAAUCAUUUUAUUGUACUGAAGAAUCUCAAAAUCAAACUCAACAACAACAACAACAAACACUUUCUAAUUGUGGUGAAACAUCCAAUCAUAAUUUAUUACAUAAUUUAACCACUUUGACUCCUGUUGCUAUUAAUCAAGCACGCUACACAGAUUUGAAUACGUCAUCAACAUCAAUAAAAUGUUCUCCAUCGAUGCAAAGUUGUACCGGCGAUAAACAAAACUUUAUAAGUAAUUAUCAAAAUAGCCUCAUGAAAUGUGAAGAUUUUAAUCAAACAAAUGUUGAUUCGAUUACUGGAAAUUAUUAUCCUCUUUAUAAUACAGAUCAAGGAGGAACCAAAUCCGAGAUAGAUAUUGACAAACUUUAUAACGGACAAAAAGGAGGUUCAAUACGCUCAUCGAAUGACUAUCACGGAUGGAAUAACUCUUGUUUAACUCUAAACACUCCGUGGUAG